UCCAAAUUAAGCCCAGUAGAAAAAUUGUUCUACCUAAGUCAGAAGACCAAAGGUGAAGCACACGACAUUGUUAGGAAAAGUCCUUUGACGAAUUCCGGAUUCACCUUAGCGUGGAACAAUCUAUGUUCCAGGUUUGAGAACAAACGAGUGCUGGUUAAUGGCCAACUAAAGAAUUUAUUUUCACUUGUCAAUAUUCAUACAGAAACUGCAAUAUCCAUCAAGAAGCUUCAAAGAGAUAUCAAUUCUUGUAUAUCCACUCUAAAGCUUUAUGAUGUUGACGUUGAAAGCUGGAAUCCGAUUUUCGUGUUCAUUUGUUCCAACUGUCUUCCAGAUUCUACUUUAACUUUAUGGGAACAAACACUCUCGGAUAAAACCAGCAUUCCAAAAUGGUCUGAAUUGGAUAUAUUUCUUACCAACCGGUAUAGAACAUUGGAGGCUGUCUCUGAAACGAGAAGUUCUUCUGAUUCCAAGUCCAAAGGGGAUAAGUCCAGACCUUUAAAUACAAAGAAUCAGAAGGACAGGCUUCAGACAUACCAAACCAACGUCAACAAAACUAAAUGUCGAUUGUGUUCCAAUGAAUUCCACAUAAUAAGGAAAUGUCCUCGGUUCCUAGCAUUUAAUUACGCACAGAGAUUGGCGGAAAUAAAGGCCAGCAAUCUCUGUCUAAAUUGUUUUUCCAGCUCCCAUGCUGUCAAAAAUUGUAAAAGCAAAAAUUCUUGCUUCAAAUGUCAAAAACGACAUAAUACUCUCCUCCAUAAGGAUGCUGAGCAACAAAAUAUACCCAUUAGUACUUCUCCUUCAGCUUCCAAUACACCACUUCAAACGCCUAGGACAUUUGCAUUCCAAGCUUCUCCAAAUUCCUCCAUACAGUCCACUAACUCUUCAACCGAUGUUAUUCAAAAUUGUUUCGCGGUUAAUUCAAACGGCGUUUUGCUUGGUACCGCUGUAGUAAAAGUUAUUCAUGCAGGUGUUGGUUAUAUAGCGAGGGCCCUCAUAGAUUCAGGUUCAGAAGGUACCUUUAUAUCUCAAAACCUUGCCAAUGCCCUCAGGUUACCUUCCAAACCUACAUCCGCUAUCAUAUCAGGCCUUAAUAACACGGUUUCAGCUGCUGUUCAAAAAGAAUGUCGCUUUAUCCUGGGCUCCUAUGCGGAUAAAGCUUUCGAGAUCGAUGUUUCAGCCUUAAUUGUGCCUCAUCUUUCUAAUAACCUUCCAACCUGCACAAUAGGGUCUGAUAUUCUCUAUUCGCUACCAAAGUUAGACUUAGCUGACCCGUAUUUUUACCGAAGCUCCAAGAUUGAUAUCCUAAUUGGCGCAGAUUUACUUCCUUCUGUCAUGUUAUCUGGGUGCCAGCGAGCGAUUUGCGGAUCCUUAUUCGCCCAGGAGACCGUAUUCGGAUGGAUCCUCACUGGCCCCAUUCCAACCAAAGCUCCAAAGUCCUUCUCUACAUGUGUAUCGUACUUCUGCGAAAUUGCUUUAGAAAAAAGUCUUCUGAAAUUUUGGGAGGUGGAGAAUAUUCCACAACAGCGUGUAAUGUCCAAAGCAGAUAGACAAUGUGAAGAAAUUUAUCAGAGAACGACAACUAGAGAUGGGAAUGGAAGGUAUACUGUUUCGCUUCCGUUUAAAGACGAAUAUUCCGAUUCACUAACCUUAGGUCAGUCGAGAAAAGGUGCGAUGGCCCAAUAUAUUCGGAAUGAAAGUCGUCUGCUAAAAAAUCCAGAAUUGAAAAGAGAAUAUGAUCUUAAUAUUGAAGAGUACGUCAAACUAGGACAUAUGAUUCCUGUUCUACCUCCUACAAUCUCAGAAUUUCCCGAUCAUUACUAUUUGCCGCAUCAUGCUGUUGUGAAGCCAGAUAGUUCUACCACUAAAGUCCGUGUGGUUUUCAAUGCUUCUUACGCAACAUCGAAUGGUACAAGUCUAAAUGACGUUUUGUACACUGGUCCAGCCUUACAGAACGACUUGACUAUUCUCAUCCUUAAGUGGCGUUUUUAUCGCUAUGUUUUCAGUGGUGAUAUAGAGAAAAUGUAUCGCCAAAUCCUUGUGUCUCCUUCUCACACCCACUUUCAGAGAAUCCUGUUCCGCCAGAAUCCAACUGAACCAAUAAAGGAUUACGAGUUGAAAACUGUAACCUUUGGUGUUAACUGUGCACCGUAUCUUGCGAUACGUACGAUGAUUCAACUAGCCAAUGACGUCCAUGAUUCAUAUCCAUUAGCUAGUCAUGUUUUGAAGAAUUGCAUGUAUGUGGAUGAUGCCCUUGCAGGGGCACAUGACAUACACACAGCAAUUUCAACCGUACGUGAAUUAAUCCUAUCUCUGAAGUCCGCAGGAUUCAACAUGCGAAAAUGGACCUCCAAUUCAACAACAAUUCUCUCGGACUUGUCACCCGAUGAUCUUCUUAAUGAUGGCUUUUUAGACUUUAACGCACAUUGUGCAGCUAAAAUGUUAGGCAUUCGUUGGAAUGCGUAUUCUGAUCAGUUUUAUUUCUCCUCCAUUGCAUUUUCUCCCCAUACUUAUACCAAACGAGAGGUUCUUUCCCAAAUAUCAAAACUAUUUGAUCCUGCUGGCUGGAUUUCGCCGGUCAUUGUAUUAGCCAAGAUAAUUAUGCAAAAAAUAUGGCUAGAUAAAGUGGGUUGGGAUGAAGAGAUAUCACCAGAAUCAAUUGACUUAUGGAAAGCAUUUCAGUCUUCAUUUUCUUCCAUCAAUGAGAUUCGUGUUCCACGUUGGUUUAACUUUGUCCCAGACCAUGAAAUUGAAUUCCACGGGUUUUCGGAUGCAUCAGAAAGGGCUUAUGCCGCAGUACUAUACAUUCGAAUUGUUUCUCCAACUACUGUGUACACCCACUUAGUGGCUUCCAAAACGAAAGUAGCACCGAUUAAGUCCCUAUCUAUUCCUAGACUGGAAUUAUGUGCAGCUACUCUCCUUGCUGAGCUAAUUGACAAUUUAGUGCCUCAAUUCGACGUUCACCGUCACUCAUUACAUUGCUGGACGGACUCCACCAUUGUGAUUUCAUGGUUAGCAAAACAACCAUGUCAUUGGAAUACUUUUGUAGCAAAUCGAAUUUCUAAAAUCAUCCAAACUGUCGAUCCACCAAAAUGGCACCACGUCAGUUCAGAGGACAACCCCGCCGAUCUCGCGAGUAGAGGUGUCUAUCCACAGGAUCUAAUCCAAAAUGAUCUUUGGUGGAGAGGUCCUGCAUGGUUAUCUGAAUUUGACACUCCUUGGGAAAAUUACUCUAAUCAAGAUGUCCAACCAACUGAAUUAGAGAAGAAGUCGAGCUCUAAGGAUUAUGGCGUAUGUAUAUCGUUUUAUAAAUGGUACUCAUCCACGAUAUAAGACCAAUAAUAGACGUUAUGGUAACGUCAUAGAAGCUCAAGAAAUCAUCCAUGUUCGCUCAAAGCUGAUAUCCAUAUACCAAAGGCUAUUUUACCCAAAUGAGUACAUGGCGCUGAGUAUCCAAAGACCGAUUCCUUCUUCUAGUAAACUAUUGAGUUUGAAUCCCUUCUUAGAUUCCGAAGGUCUAAUGCGAAUUUGCGGUCGACUUGAAGUAUGUCCAGAGUUAUCCUACAACGAGAGACAUCCUAUAAUUGUUCCAUACAACUGUCAAUAUUCCAAACUAUUAGUCCAAUAUAUCCAUUUGAUAAGUCUACACGGGGGCAAUCAACUUGUCCUCCGAUUGGUCCGUACACAAUACUGGAUACCAAAGGUUCAAAAUCUUAUAAAAUCCAUUAUACGAAAUUGCAAGAUCUGUGUCAUAUAUAAGAAAAGAUGCCAAAAGCAGUUGAUGGCUGCAUUGCCUCCAGAAAGAUGUGAAAUAUCCCGACCAUUCACACAUACCGGUUUGGAUUUUGCAGGACCUUUUGAUAUCAAGAGCUAUACUGGAAGAUAUUGUCGGAUUACCAAAGGAUAUGUGUGUGUGUUUGUCUGUUUUUCCACAAAGGCAAUUCACCUUGAAGCAACAUCCGACUUAUCCACAUCCAAUUUUCUGGCAGCUUUUAACCGUUUUGUUUCCCGUCGUGGGUGUCCACUCCAUUUGCACUCUGAUAACGGAACUACGUUUGUCGGAGCUUCCAAGAGGAUCGCAAAGGAUUUUAUCGAUACCUCGAAUCAAGCUCUAAUGUCCAAUUACGCCCACCAAAAUUUGACAUGGCAUUUCAUACCUCCCGGAGCUCCUCAUAUGGGUGGACUCUGGGAAGCCGGCGUAAAAAGUUUCAAACAACAUUUCCGCAAAAUUGCUGGCAAUACAAAAUACACAUACGAAGAAUUUCAAACCUUGCUGACUAAAAUUGAGGCGUGUCUAAACUCUAGACCAAUAUCCCCAUCUUCUCAAAGCCCAUCAGAUUUCACCGCAUUGACUCCUGGACACUUUUUAAUCGGUUCUCCUAUACUAUCUCUCUUAGAACCAGAAAUUUCCCAGUCAUCCAUUUCUAUUCAAAAUCGCUGGCAACGAAUCCGAUCAAUGUAUCAACAUUUUUGUAGCAGGUGGAAGACUGAAUAUCUGAAGGAACUUCAUAAAAGGACUAAAUGGAAAAGUCCAGAACGCGAUGUCGAAGAAAAUAUGCUGGUGGUUAUUCAGGAAGAAAAUCUCCCUCCGACCUGUUGGCGUUUGGGCAGAGUGGUUCGUGUCUAUCAUGGCAAUGAUCAGAAAGUGCGCGUUGCUGACAUUCUCACUCAGAAGGGAAGAAUCACCCGGCCAAUUACAAAAUUGGUCAUCUUACCAGAUAACCAGUCUUAGACUUUAUCCUCAUACAAAGCCUAAGACAAAUCAUUUUUUCCAUUUUCUAUUUCACUUCCAUUCCAUUUUUCUUUUUGUAAUUCGUUCCUUUAUUUCAGUUCUCUAUUUACAAUAUUACUAUGAAGGGUCCUUCGUCUUCUCGUUAUUCGGAAUUUGCCUGCAGGUUGUGCCGCAAAAAACAUCCUCUGAAAUCGUGCUGGAAAUUUCGUGCCAUGAACUCCGCCGAAAGGUUAAAUGCGGUCAAGAAAUAUGGGUACUGUAUGAACUGCCUGGCGCAUACCCAUUCACAGGGCACCUGUUUUACCACCACAGGAUGUGGAUAUUGCCACAAAAAGCACCACUCCUUGUUACAUCAACACCCAAGGUUACAAAAGGCAAAAUCAUCCUCGACAAAAAAGACCAAUAAGACGGUUACCCCUCUUGAUAUCACCACCCCCAAGGACUCUUCAGCCACUACCGGCUCAAUACCGAGGUCAACAUCGACAUCCAGUAUUACCUCUUUGUCGGCACUUCUUAGGCAGAAUGCCACCCCUCUUCUUCCUACUGCAGUCGUCAAAAUCAACGGAGCAAAUGGCACACAGUUGGCAAGGUGUUUAUUGGAUUCCGCGGCCCCCAUGAGCUGCAUUUCAAAACGCUUCGUAGAUAAGCUGGGGUUGUCUACGCUCGAGUUGGAAGAUGAAGUUAUGUGCCCCGUCACCUUGACAUCCUGCGUCGAUUCCAAGACAAAAAUAGAGGCUAUAUUGCGAAUGAGGAACAGGAUUGGAAUUACAACUCCUAAGCAAUCGCUGCCCGAGUCUUCAAAACUCAGUUUCAAAAACUUCGUCCUAGCAGAUAGCAAAUUCUACAAGGCAGCUUCUGUUGAUAUCGUCAUUGGGGUUGACAUAUAUUCCAAAAUUAUAGUCGACGGCAUCUUUAUUCGCCAUGGACUUCCUACAGCUCAAAAUACCCUUUUCGGAUUAGUGCUAUAUGGAACAUUUUCAAAUUAAUACAAAUAAUUGUACUCUCUUCCACCACUUUUAUUCUGAAUUUACGAUACCUUUUUUUUUAAAUACUAAUAUGCCAAUUGAAAUCACUUGAAAAGACAUAUUGUAUUAUGAUAUAAUAAGUUAUGCAUUAAGUCAUUUAGUCAUAUGAAUUUAGUCCUAAAUGAAUUGAUUAUAUAAUUGUCAUGUCCCCUUGCCAUGGGGGGCGGAAUGUUUACGUCAAAACGUAAACCAUUUUCACUUUCUUAAAUUGUAUCUUAAAUAUGAAUAGCACCAUUGUUAGUGUACUAUCCAUUCGAACUGUUAUCGAAGUUAAGAUAAAUAUGCUAUGUUUUUCCUUUUCCCAUUUCCAUACUUUCUUUUAUCGGCCUUCUCUAAUGGCCAUAUUGGGAGUCUAAUUUCCGCAUUAUCUUGGAUUCUAUUCUAAUUCGACUCUUGAACCUUACAGUCCAAAUCCAGUUCAAUCCUAAUAAAAAGAAUUCUAAAAGAACUAA
This is a messenger RNA of Musca domestica (house fly), 6206 nucleotides long. RefSeq lists its product as uncharacterized. The record is from RefSeq and is a predicted model, not a curated record. NCBI's taxonomy places the organism in Eukaryota, Metazoa, Arthropoda, Insecta, Diptera, Muscidae. The transcript is spliced from 2 exons. Bases 1333 to 3330 code for a protein of 665 amino acids.